GGCUCCUCGAGAGACUGGCUCCUUCUCCAAAAUGAUGCAUUCUUUGGGCAUCAUUCUACUAUUUAUUCCACUCGCCACAGGAUCAAUUUUCGAUCAGGCGGUGAAAGGGAAAUGCAUUCCGAUCGACAUUGAGCUAUGCAAAGACCUGCCCUACAACUACACAUAUUUCCCGAAUACCAUUCUACACAACGAUCAACACACGCUUCAAACCCACACGGAGCACUUCAAGCCGUUGAUGAAAACAAAAUGCCAUCCACACAUUCACUUCUUCAUUUGCUCCGUUUUUGCUCCAAUGUGCCCGAUUGGAAUGCCACAGGCCGUGACAAGCUGCAAAUCCGUUUGCGAGCAAGUGAAAGCGGAUUGCUUCUCGAUAUUGGAAGAAUUCGGGAUUGGAUGGCCGGAGCCGCUGAAUUGUGCACAAUUCCCAGAUCCACCGGAGCUUUGCAUGAAGCCUACGGAAGACGAGAUAACUGGAGGAUUUUCGGCUCCCCGGCUGCCUACAAAAGGCUCGAGCUCAUCAUCCUCCAAGCCAACCGGGUGCCCCAGUGACCUUGUCGAUGUGGAUCCACACGAUCCCAAGUCGCAUUGUGCAUUCGCGUGCCAGUCGAAUGUGAUGUUUAGUACGGAUAAUAAGCGUAUGGUACGUUCAUGGUCAAUUUGGUUUGCCGCCGCAAACGCCGGCGUUGCUCUUUUCUCCUUCUUGACGUUCGCCAUCGACCGAAAGCGAUUCCGUUUCCCGGAGAGAUGCGUCUUCUACCUAUCCCUGUGCAUCUUCAUCUCCUCCCUCCCAUACCUCACGCCACUCUUCAUCGAUGCUCCGAUCCGAUCCUGCCACGCACUUGGAAACGGGCGGUCAUACCUGUCAAUCGGAACAUUUGACAAUUCAUAUUGUCUUGCCUCAUUCCUUCUUAACUACUUCUUCAGUACAGCGGCUGCCCUUUGGUGGUUAAUGUUCUCAUUUACACUGUAUUUGAGCGGUGGAAGGAAAUGGGUGCCAGAAGGUAUCGAAGCAUGCAGUAGUUAUGUGCAUUUUGUUGCCUGGGGAUUGUCGUCGCUGGCCACGAUUAUUGUGCUCAUUUUCAACAAAGUCGACGCGAGUGAGCUCACCGCUCUUUGCUCCGUUGGGAAUUUGAAUUCGAUUGCGUUGCUCUGGUUUGUGAUUGUUCCCCGAACUAUUUGCAUUGUUAUUGGAACAUGUUUUAUUGUUGGAGGAUUUGCGAGCAUGUGCAGAGAGAGAAUUAGUUUCAGAACAAGGGGCACAGACACAUCGAAAUUGGAGAAACUAAUGGUGAAAAUGGGCUUCUUCUGUGCUUUAUUCAUCCUUCCCAACGUCAUCGAACUUGUCUGUCAAUGCUAUAAAUUCAUGAUUCUCACCCAAUGGACCCGAAUGACAAUUGACUGUAAACAACAGUCAGGUGCAUGUCAUCGGCCGACACCGCCGCAGGCUGAAAUUUACAUGACCGCCGUAAUUUCCAGUCUCGCCACAGGAUUCUCGUGUCUGAUGUGGGUGUUGUCGGCGAAGACCGUCCACGCCUGGAAGAACUUCAUCUUCUGUGGAAUGUGCUCGUCGGCGCCGGUUAAAGUGAAACCCAAUCGAGCCAUCAACACGUCCAUUGCUCGAGCCACCAACUGCUCCGCCACCACAACCACCGGUAUACAUGCAAAUGGCGACGAAUCCUCAGAAUUCAUGGAGACCCAGUAAGGUCGUCUGAGCGAGAUUUUUCCGCGCCCAUUUCAUCCCAAUUUCCCAUGACAAAACCGAUGAUCUUUAUAUUAUUUUUUGUUUGUUUUUAAUGCAUUCAACCAUCAUUUCUUCUCUCUUUACUUUUGAUUUACGGGUUUUUUCUACUUUUUCCGAAAUUUUUUUUCUUCAAGGAAACUAUAAUAAAAAAUUUUUCACAAAAAA
This is a messenger RNA of Caenorhabditis elegans, 1906 nucleotides long. It is a transcript of the gene lin-17, whose product is annotated as Frizzled-4. Bases 32 to 1702 code for a protein of 556 amino acids. The record is from RefSeq and is marked reviewed. The transcript is spliced from 9 exons. NCBI's taxonomy places the organism in Eukaryota, Metazoa, Nematoda, Chromadorea, Rhabditida, Rhabditidae.